AUGCCGAGCUUUAUUGAAUUUCUACAGUCUCAGCUCUUCACCGAGGUCCCAGUACCUACGAAGAAGUUUACCGGCCAAACUAUCAUUGUCACUGGAUCCAACACCGGCCUCGGUCUCGAAGCCGCACGGGGCUUCGUCUUGCUUGAAGCGGCUAAAGUCAUUCUCGCAGUACGAAGCAUACCGAAGGGCAAGGAAGCGGCAGCGCGCCUGGAAGAAUCCACGGGGACGAAAGGAGUCGUUGAAGUCUGGGAGCUGGACCUGACCUCUUACGCGAGUGUCCAGACUUUUGCCAAGCAGUCCCGCAGUCUUGAGCGCCUGGAUGUCUUGGUCAACAACGCUGGCGUAAUGAUGUACAACUUCGUGCUAGCAGAGAAGGAUGACAGCCUCAUCACAGUCAAUGCUGUGAGCCCGCUUCUACUCAGCAUGUUGCUGUUACCCAAGAUGAGGGAAACGUCCUUGAAAUACGCAAAGGAUACUGUCAUCACUUUCGUUGGAUCGCUCGGCCAUGCCAGGGUCGACUUCAUCGAGAGCAAGAGUGAAAAUAUCUUCAGAGACUUGGCUGUGGAGAAAGCCGCUCGCAUGACUGAGAGGUACAAUAUUUCCAAGGUCAUUCAGCUUCAGCUUGCUAGAGAGCUCGCGGAAAACCUCAGCAAGUCAGAGAGGUUGGGAAAUAUUGUCGUUUCAGUGGUAAACCCGGGAUUAUCUGAUACGGACGUCGCCCGAAAUCUCGGCUGGGUUCAGGGCAAGAUAGUCAAAGGUGUGCUUAGUCUGGUGGGAAGAGCACCAGAGGAAGCUGGCCGAACACUUGUCCUAGCUGCUGAAGGCGGGCCAGAAACGCAUGGACAGUACCUUGAUGACGGCAAAGUAGGCAGACCGUCCGAGUUCAUUACGAGUGGUGAAGGAAUCAAGGUUCAAAAGCAGCUGUGGAAAGAACUACUUGGGAAGUUGGACGCUAUUGCACCCGGUAUCGUAGAUUCAAUAUGA
This is a messenger RNA of Colletotrichum aenigma, 984 nucleotides long. RefSeq names its product Short chain dehydrogenase atnD (gene atnD-4). The transcript has 3 exons. The coding region runs from base 1 to 984 and encodes 327 amino acids. Lineage: Eukaryota; Fungi; Ascomycota; Sordariomycetes; Glomerellales; Glomerellaceae. The record is from RefSeq and is a predicted model, not a curated record.